GGCACCACUGCAUGCACCUCUCUGACGUGGAUACGCGUGGCGCUCUGCGUGUCCAAAAACACUCGUGGUGGCUGCAGAUAGUGAACAUCUUGAAUGAAAGUGCCACUUUCCGUCAGCAAAAUGUUCAAAUUGGUUGUUAUUUUCGCGGCGCUCCUCGCCUCCGCCUUCUGCAACACGGAGGAAGAGACGGGGCCCCGACUCCUAGUCUCCAAGCAAAUCCUCAACCGCUACUUGGUCGAAAAUAAAGACAUUGAAGUGAAGUACACCUUGUACAACGUGGGGACUUCGGCGGCCGUGGGGGUCCAGUUGGUGGACAACGGCUUCCACCCCGAGGCCUUCGAAGUCGUCGGGGGGCACCUCUCCGCCAAGUUCGAGCGCAUCCUCCCCCAGACCAACGUCUCGCACGUCGUGGUUGUGAGGCCCAAACGCUACGGGUACUUCAAUUUCACGAGUGCCGAAGCCACGUACAAGAACUCGGAUGCGUCUGUUGUACAAGUCUCCCUAAGCAGCGAGCCGGGCGAGGGUGGUAUUAUUGCCUUCCGUGACUAUGAUAAAAAAUUCUCCUCUCACACUUGGGACUGGUUGGCUUUCACCCUCAUGACCACCCCCUCGUUGGCCAUCCCCUUGGCUCUGUGGUACGGUAGCAAGAGCAAGUACGAAAAACUCGUCAAACCCACGAAGAAAGCGCAUUAAAUACGUUGUUUUUGUAACAGUUUAAUUUAUAAUUGUUGUAUUUUUGUAAUAAAUUUUUUCCCAAAA
Tribolium castaneum (red flour beetle) is the source of this 759-nucleotide messenger RNA. RefSeq names its product Signal sequence receptor beta (gene SsRbeta). Gene Ontology annotation, cellular component: endoplasmic reticulum; membrane. The transcript is spliced from 2 exons. Bases 94 to 693 code for a protein of 199 amino acids. The record is from RefSeq and is a predicted model, not a curated record. NCBI's taxonomy places the organism in Eukaryota, Metazoa, Arthropoda, Insecta, Coleoptera, Tenebrionidae.